Molecule: messenger RNA, 744 nt
Organism: Octopus sinensis (East Asian common octopus)
Lineage: Eukaryota; Metazoa; Mollusca; Cephalopoda; Octopoda; Octopodidae
Product: store-operated calcium entry-associated regulatory factor-like
Exons: 1
Coding region: 1-744 (247 amino acids)
Biological process (GO): regulation of store-operated calcium entry
Cellular component (GO): endoplasmic reticulum membrane
Source: RefSeq, a predicted model, not a curated record
AUGAUGACAUCCUUCUCAACAUCCAGAAGAUCAGAAUUUAUAUAUUUUUUCGCGUUUGCUUUCGUAUCACUAACAUCUCUACAUAAAACUGAAGGAGAAAGAAUAUUACUGAAGGAUGUGACGGUUAUUUCUUUGUAUCAAAACCAAAUGACUACUGCCAGAAGAUUGACACCAGUUCCUCAAUUGAAAUGUAUUGGAGGGUCGGCUGGCUGUUAUGCUUUUGUGCCAAAACAAGUCCAUUGCUACAACAAAGGCUUGGAUGGCAACAAUGUCCUAUGGGAUUGUAAAACAAACAUGGAUAAAAAAUACCGUUUCGGACACCUCGCUAUAUCCUGCGAAGGCUUCGAUUAUUCUGAUGAUCCUUAUGUAUUGGCCAACUCUUGUGGUCUGGAAUACACUAUAAAUAACAGCGUUGAGAAUAAUAAUCGGGAAUAUGAAGAUUCCCGAUCAGAUCCGGCAUUCGAUUUUUUAUGUAUCGUUUUGUUUGUGUUAUUAGCUAAAAUGGUUUACAGUUGGUAUCCGAAUAUCUUUUCCACGUCCAAAAAUAAUAAGAAUAGUUCGAAUUUAGAUAAACAUACAAAUACUCCAAAACCACCGCUCAUCGCAACAGCUUCAGCAACGAAUAAAGUUCAACCACCUCUGCAACAUUUUCGUAAUUUUAGAAUUCGCCCCCAUCAAAUUUUAUCGUGUGUGAUCAGACCCGCCAAACACGGCAUGAAUCGAAAUCCCAGACCUGAUGCGUAA